Alligator sinensis (Chinese alligator) is the source of this 1280-nucleotide messenger RNA. RefSeq names its product RNA polymerase II subunit E (gene POLR2E). Gene Ontology annotation, biological process: DNA-templated transcription. Gene Ontology annotation, cellular component: RNA polymerase II, core complex; RNA polymerase I complex; RNA polymerase III complex. Gene Ontology annotation, molecular function: DNA binding; DNA-directed RNA polymerase activity. The transcript has 8 exons. Lineage: Eukaryota; Metazoa; Chordata; Crocodylia; Alligatoridae. The record is from RefSeq and is a predicted model, not a curated record. Bases 101 to 733 code for a protein of 210 amino acids.
UAAAUGCCGCCUGCCCUGUGCCGGGCAGGCGACUAGCGAGGAGACCCGCGCGCGGGGGCCUGAGCGGCGGCGCCUGCGCAGUGCGGCCCGCGGGGGCAGCAUGGACGACGAGGAGGAGACGUACCGCCUGUGGAAGAUCCGCAAGACCAUCAUGCAGCUCUGCCACCACCGCUGCUACCUGGUGACGCAGGACGAGCUGGACCAGACGCUGGACGAGUUCAAAGGGCAGUACGGCGACAAGCCCAGCGAGGGGAGGCCGAGGCGCGCCGACCUCACGGUGCUGGUGGCUCACAAUGACGACCCCACCGAUCAGAUGUUCGUCUUCUUCCCCGAGGAGCCCAAGGUGGGGAUCAAGACCAUCAAGCUGUACUGCCAGAGGAUGCAGGAGGAGAACAUCACCAGAGCCCUCAUCGUGGUGCAGCAGGGCAUGACGCCGUCCGCGAAGCAGUCCCUGGUAGACAUGGCUCCCAAGUACAUCUUGGAGCAGUUCCUCCAGCAAGAGCUGCUGAUUAACAUCACUGAACAUGAGCUGGUUCCAGAGCACGUGGUCAUGACAAAGGAAGAAGUCACUGAGCUGCUAGCCAGAUAUAAGCUGAGAGAGAACCAGCUGCCAAGGAUACAGGCUGGAGAUCCCGUGGCCAGAUACUUUGGGAUAAAGCGAGGGCAGGUGGUCAAGAUCAUACGGCCUAGUGAGACAGCAGGUCGAUACAUCACCUACCGACUGGUGCAGUAGUGUGCAGGGCGUCAGGAAGCGAUGUGGGAAGCUUGGACAAAACCCUGAACAAUACACUGCACCAGGGGUGUCAGACAUGGCUGUGGGCUGGAUCUGACCUGCAGAGCCGUUCCAUCUGGCUCACUGGGCUCCCUGGCAGGAGUGGGGCCUGAGCCCCACUAGGUACUGUCCUUGGCAGCAGGAGGGUGAGCAAAGGCUAUGUUGACACAGUCCUUGCUUGUCUGGUGGGGACGUGGCUCUGCUGCCACUGAACCCCUGCCACCACCUGAUUUGAGCCCUGUGGUCUGGAUCCAGCCUGGAGCAAAGAUGACAACCCUGCACUAUAUGGAACAGUUCUGCAGUGACAAGGAUGGACCAGAUGGGACCUGAUUGGUCUUGUCCCUCAAUAUCCACUACCUGUUAAGCUUUCCAUUGUAAGACGGAGGACAAGUGUGAGGUGCCUUGGGCUGGGCGUAGAGCACCAAGUGUCUGCAGAAGCUCAGCAGAGGCAGGAGUGAGAUGUUCCAAAUGCUGCUCUUUCUCUUGAGAGAAAUCCCAGAUUCUCUUU